AAAAGUUAGAAAACAGGCAGAUUGAGAGAUUAUCUCAUCCCUCUCAGUUUCCAUUCCAUGGAGAACACAAGUACAAGCCAAAAGCAAGAGAUGAUCGUGCACAUAAAGUUCUUGGAGAUACCACCGAAAGAAAUGAUUCAUCUUUCAAGAACAAACGCACUUUGCCCUCGAGCAAAAGCACUGCUAAUGUGCAGGGUUCUAGUAAACCUGUAGCUAAUGUGCAAGGUUGUAGCAAAUCUGUGAGAGUCAGUUAUGGAUCUCCUUCAGAUAUUGCUGUUGGACAUGUUAGAGAAGACAGUAAAGCCGUGAAAUGGCCCAAAAGUAGUGGAAGUAGAAUGCUUGAGGUCAUCCAGAGAAAGUGCAAGAAUAUUAUAAACAAGCUCCAGAGAAGAAUAGACAGCGAAGGCCAUCACAUAAUACCAAUGCUAACUGAACUGUGGAAAAUAAUUAAGCAUUCGAGUGGGGCCAGGGAUAACUUUUUGGAUUUUAAAAAAGUCCACCUCCGUCUCGAUAAAUCAGAAUACAAUGGAAUUAUGGAUCUUGUAUCUGAUGUGCAGUUCAUGCUGCAGUGUAGCAUGCAAUAUUAUGGGUUCUCAUUUGAGAGAAAGCUUUUGAUGGGAGUUUGA
Molecule: messenger RNA, 626 nt
Organism: Striga hermonthica
Lineage: Eukaryota; Viridiplantae; Streptophyta; Magnoliopsida; Lamiales; Orobanchaceae
Source: the annotation of a GenBank genome assembly